Messenger RNA from Solanum pennellii, 414 nucleotides. RefSeq lists its product as uncharacterized. Gene Ontology annotation, molecular function: DNA binding. The transcript is spliced from 2 exons. Bases 1 to 414 code for a protein of 137 amino acids. Gene Ontology annotation, biological process: regulation of DNA-templated transcription. Lineage: Eukaryota; Viridiplantae; Streptophyta; Magnoliopsida; Solanales; Solanaceae. The record is from RefSeq and is a predicted model, not a curated record.
AUGAAGAUGAAUCUUACUGAUGAACAACUCAUGCUCUCUCUUCUUAAAUUUGUUACUGGUGUUUCUGUUCAAAUUCAGUUUGUCGACUUGUAUGGCAAUAACAAACCUUCGCAGAUAUUCAAUACUACUACUGCUACUGAAUAUCACGUUUUUACUCAGUUAAAGAAAAAAAAAACAGGGAAUGGUAAGAACUUCAACAGGGGAAUUGUUGGUGGUGGUGGCUCAUGGAAAGGAAUUGACAAUAGUAAACCUGUUUAUGACUGGAAAAGAUCAGUAAUUGGCUCCAAGAAAACUUUCCGUUUUGAGGAAAAUAAUCAUGUUUGGAUUAUGAAAGAAUAUCGUCUUUGUGAUAAAGCACAAAACGCAUUAAUACAAAGUGGUCGUAUUCAGGAGGAAUUUGUUGAUGGGCUGUAA